Lotus japonicus is the source of this 1823-nucleotide messenger RNA. Its product is annotated as cytochrome P450 77A3-like. NCBI's taxonomy places the organism in Eukaryota, Viridiplantae, Streptophyta, Magnoliopsida, Fabales, Fabaceae. The record is from RefSeq and is a predicted model, not a curated record. Gene Ontology annotation, cellular component: membrane. Gene Ontology annotation, molecular function: iron ion binding; oxidoreductase activity, acting on paired donors, with incorporation or reduction of molecular oxygen, NAD(P)H as one donor, and incorporation of one atom of oxygen; heme binding. The transcript has a single exon. The coding region runs from base 51 to 1604 and encodes 517 amino acids.
ACACUUUAUUUAAUCAACUCCUCCAUUCCCCACUUUCCCUCAUCCCAAAAAUGGCCACCACUCUCUUCUCUCUAACCUCACCUCCAUUCUUCACCUCCUCCAACCAUCUCAUCUUCACAGCCUUGGUAUUCCUCCUGACAUGCCUCAUUUUCAUCCUCACACAGAAAACCAAGUCCAGAAAACUCAACCUCCCACCAGGACCCCCUGGAUGGCCUGUGGUAGGAAACCUCUUCCAAAUUGCACGUUCAGGGAAGCCUUUCUUUGAAUAUCUAGACGAAGUGACAGCAAAAUAUGGCUCCAUUGUCACCCUCAAGCUGGGAACAACCACCAUGAUCAUCCUCGCGGACGCGAAGCUCGUCCACGAGGCAAUGAUCCAGAAGGGAGCCAUCAGCUCCACUAGGCCUAGAGAGAAUCCAACAAGAAACAUCUUCAGCGCAGGGAAAACCACCGUGAAUGCGGCGGUUUACGGCCCUGUCUGGAAGUCCCUGCGGCGGAACAUGGUGCAGAACAUGCUCAGCUCAAGCAGGAUCAAGGAGUUUCGUGGUGUUAGAGAGAACGCCAUGGAUAAAAUGAUCAACAAGCUGAAAACUGAGGCAGAGAAGAAUGAUGGGGUUGUUUGGGUUGUGAAAAAUGCAAGAUUUGCUGUUUUCUGCAUACUAGUUGCCAUGUGCUUUGGUCUAGAAAUGGAUGAGGAGAAUCUAGAGAGAGUAGAUCAGGUUAUGAAGAAUGUUUUGAUAGCUGUGGAUCCCAGAAUUGAUGAUUACCUUCCAAUUCUGAGUCCGUUUUUCUCCAAGCAACGGAAGCGAGUGUUGGAGGUACGGAAGGAGCAGAUCGAGUUCUUGGUGCCGUACAUUGAGCAGAGGAAAAGAGCAAUUGAGAAUCCAGGUUCAGACCAGACCGCGACGACGUUUUCCUAUUUAGACACUCUCUUCGACAUGAAAGUCGAAGGGAGAAAGUCUACACCGUCAGACGGGGAAUUAGUCUCAUUGAUAUCGGAGUUUCUUAAUGGAGGAACCGACACGACCGCAACCGCGGUCGAGUGGGGAAUGGCGCAACUGAUAGCAAACCCUGACAUACAAAAGCGGCUUUACAAUGAGAUUAAAAGUACUGUGGGGGAUAAGAAGGUGGAUGAAAAGGACGUUGAGAAAAUGCCGUACUUGCAAGCUGUGGUGAAAGAACAGAUGAGGAGGAAUCCUCCAACUUUCUUUGCACUUACACAUGCAGUUACUGAGCCUAUCACUUUAGCAGGGUAUGACAUACCAACUAAUGCAAAUGUUGAAGUGUACAUUCCUGCAAUUGGGAAUGACCCUACAUUGUGGUCCAACCCUGAGAAAUUUGACCCUGAAAGGUUCAUCUCUGGUGGGGAAGAUGCAGACAUAACUGGGGUCAAAGAAGUGAGGAUGGUGCCAUUUGGUGUUGGGAGGAGGAUUUGCCCUGGUUUGAACAUGGCCACUGUGCAUAUUCAUCUCAUGUUGGCUAGGAUGGUGCAGGAGUUUGAGUGGAGUCCUUACCCACCAGGGAAGGAUGUGGAUUUCAGUUGGAAGAUGGAGUUCACUGUUGUGAUGAAGAAUCCCCUAAGAGCUAUCAUCAAGCCAAGAGUAUAAUAAAUAAACAACAGCACAACAGCAGUUGUAAAUUUUUAUAUAUAUGUAAUAUACAUCAUGUUUGUGGUUGCAUUUGCAUACUACUUCAUGCUUCUACAUCCUAUCAAUUACUGUAAUAUCAGGUAGUUUUGUUAAUUUUGCUGGAUAAAUUUGUGUAAAAUGGAUUUCCCAUUGGACAUUUACCUUUUAUUUAUAUCAUCAACAUCUUUUUUGGAGCAA